Messenger RNA from Adineta steineri, 1641 nucleotides. The record is from the annotation of a GenBank genome assembly. Lineage: Eukaryota; Metazoa; Rotifera; Eurotatoria; Adinetida; Adinetidae.
AUGUAUAAUACUUUAUUCAAUAUAACACAAACUCAAUGUAUAUGUGAAAUGAUAAAAGUAAAUGAUUCAAUAUCUGCUCUAAAUUAUUUUACAACAAAUCAAACUUGCCAAUUAUUUCGUUCAAAUAUUACUUUAAUUUUUCUUGAAUAUUAUUCAAAUUCUACUUUUAUAUUUCUUAAUCAAUCAUCAAUAUCAAUAUUAAAUAUUCGAGAAUAUCAACCGAGUACGUCAACAUCAUCAUCAUCAUCAACAUCGGCAGUGGCAGCAUCAAUAACAGCAGCAGUAGUAGCAUCACCAACAUCAGCAGCAGUAGUCGCAUCACCAACAGCAGCAGUAGCCGCAUCAACGACAGCAGCAGCAGUAGUCGCAUCAACAACGACAGCAGCAAUCGCAUCAACGACAGCAGUAGCCGCAUCAACGACAGCAGCAGCAGUAGUCGCAUCAACAACGACAGCAGCAAUCGCAUCAACGACAGCUGCAGCAGUAACAGCAUCACCAACAGCAGCAGUAGCGGCAGCAUCACCAACAGCAGCAGUAGCGGCAGCAUCACCAACAGCAGCAGUAGCGGCAGCAUCAUCAUCGGCAACAAUAUUACUAGCAACAACAAGUGCUUGCAACCUUUUUUCAAAUCAAAUUACUUACCCAGUUGGCUCUACUCCACGGUCAGUAGUAGUCGUCGAUGUGAAUAACGACAAUAAAUCUGAUAUUGUUGUUGAAAACUAUAGUUCAAACAAUGUCGGCGUUCUCCUCAACGCAGGCAGUGGUAUCUUUAAUGCUCAAACUACUUACUCAGUUGGGUCUUCUCCAUAUUCAGUAGCAGCCAACGAUGUGAAUAACGAUAAUAAACCCGAUAUUAUUGUUGCAAACUCUGGUUCAAAUACCGUCAGUGUUCUUAUCAACGUAGGCAAUGGCAUCUUUCUGAAUCAAACUACUUACUCAGUUGGUACUGGUCCAAUCUCAGUAGCAGUCGUCGAUGUGAAUAACGACAAUAAGCCCGAUAUUAUUGUUGCAAACGUAAAUGGCAAUAACAUCGGUGUUCUUUUUAACGUAGGCAAUGGCACCUUUCUACAUCAAACUACUUACUCAGUUGGCUCUACUCCAUACUCAGUAGAAGUCGUCGAUGUGAAUAACGAUAAUAAACCCGAUAUUAUAGUUGCAAACCAUGAUUCAAAUACUCUCAGCAUUCUUCUUAACGUAGGAAAUGGUACCUUUCUGAAUCAAACUACAUAUCCAGUUGGGACUACGCCAAUCUCAUCAGCAGUCGCUGAUGUCAAUGGUGACAAUAACCCGGAUAUUGUUGUUGCAAAUUUCGGUUCAACUACUGUCGGUGUUCUUCUCAAUGCAGGCAGUGGCACCUUUCUACAUCAAACUACUUACUCAGUUGGCUCUAGUCCACGGUCGGUGGCAACCGUCGAUGUAAAUAACGACAAUAAACCAGAUAUUAUUGUUGCAAACUCUGGUUCGAAUACUCUCAGCAUUCUUCUUAACGUAGGAAACGGUACCUUUAUGAAUCAAGCUACUUAUCCAGUUGGCUCUUAUCCAUGCUCUCUAGCAGUCAUCGAUGUCAAUAAUGAUAAUGAACCAGAUAUUAUUGUUGCCAACCGGGAUUCGAACUCCAUCAGUGUUCUCUUACACUGUUAA